GGAAGGCCCGGCGGGCGGAUCGCGGCGCUGGCUCUAAGAUGGCUGUUGUGAGCGGGGCGCAGUUGCUGUGAGGAGCCGCCCGCCUGUGCCAUGGAGUGCCCGCACCUUGGCUCCAGCGUCUGCAUCGCGCCCGCCUCGGCCCGGUUCCCGCAGGGCUCGCCCUCCUCCUGGUGCUGCAGCGUGUGCCGAUCCAAUAAAAGUCCCUGGGUUUGUCUGACUUGUUCAAGUGUCCAUUGUGGAAGAUAUGUGAAUGGCCAUGCAAAGAAACAUUAUGAAGAUGCACAGAUUCCUUUAACCAAUCAUAAGAAAACAGAAAAGCAAGAGAAAGUUCAGCAUACUGUGUGCAUGGAUUGCAGUAGUUACAGUACAUAUUGUUAUCGCUGUGAUGAUUUUGUAGUGAAUGAUACCAAGCUGGGCCUGGUACAGAAAGUCAGGGAGCACCUACAGAACUUGGAAAAUUCAGCUUUUACAGCAGACAGACAUAGGAAGAGAAAACUAUUGGAAAAUUCAUCUCUGAACAGCAAGUUAUUAAAAGUAAAUGGGAGCACCAAUGCCCUUUGUGCUACAGGCCUUCGCAAUCUGGGGAACACGUGUUUCAUGAAUGCGAUCCUUCAGUCUCUCAGUAACAUUCAGCAGUUUUGCUGUUACUUCAAAGAGUUGCCAGCCGUGGAGUUGCGGAAUGGGAAAACAGCUGGCAGGCGAACUUACCAUACCAGGAGUCAAGGGGAUAACAACGUUUCAUUGGUUGAAGAGUUUAGAAAGACGCUUUGUGCUUUAUGGCAAGGGAGCCAAACUGCAUUUAGCCCAGAAUCUUUAUUUUAUGUCGUUUGGAAAAUCAUGCCAAAUUUUAGGGGAUACCAGCAACAAGAUGCCCAUGAAUUCAUGCGUUACCUGUUGGACCAUCUACAUUUGGAACUCCAAGGAGGCUUUAAUGGUGUUUCUCGCUCGGUAAUUUUGCAAGAAAAUUCAGGUCUCUCUGCAAGCAACAAAUGUUGCAUAAAUGGAGCCUCUACUGUUGUCACAGCUAUAUUUGGAGGCAUUCUUCAAAAUGAAGUAAACUGCUUAAUAUGUGGGACUGAAUCUAGAAAGUUUGAUCCAUUCCUAGACCUUUCACUAGAUAUUCCAAGUCAAUUCAGAAAUAAACGUACUAAGAAUCAAGAAAAUGGACCAAUGUGCACACUACGGGAUUGUCUUCGCAGUUUUACAGACUUGGAAGAACUCGAUGAGACAGAGCUCUAUAUGUGCCACAAAUGUAAAAAGAAACAGAAAUCCACCAAAAAAUUCUGGAUUCAGAAACUACCAAAGGUGCUAUGCUUACACUUGAAACGAUUUCACUGGACAGAAUAUCUGAGAAACAAGGUUGAUACAUAUGUAGAAUUUCCCCUCCGGGACCUAGACAUGAAAUGCUACUUGUUAGAGCCGGAGAACAGUGGCCCAGAAAGCUGUCUAUAUGAUCUUGCAGCUGUUGUUGUACAUCAUGGGUCAGGCGUUGGCUCUGGACAUUACACAGCCUAUGCAACUCAUGAAGGUCGCUGGUUCCAUUUCAAUGACAGUACUGUAACUCUGACCGACGAGGAGACCGUGGUAAAGGCAAAGGCCUACAUCCUCUUCUAUGUGGACCGGCAGGCCAAAUCUGGAUCUGAUAAACUUUAAUACCUCCUUUUAAUACUCACUUAUCAAGUCCUUCGGACAAAACAUUUCCAAUUCUCCAUAAAUACUUGAUCCAAGACUAUUAAUUUCAUUGUGCACUUUUCAACUUCCUCGUGUGGGUUUUAGUUUUGUUGUGUCAAUGGUAGCAGUUGAUUUAUUGAACUUGGACACAAACUAACUUUUUUUUUUUUUUAGUUCUACCAGAAAACCUCAGCAGAUAUUUUGAUUUGCUGCUUUAGUUGUGAUAACUCAAUUUUUAUAUAUAUAGUUUCAUGAACUACUUAGUUAUUUGAUUUUUAUAUUAAUGUUUUCAGUUCUCACUUUCUAAAGGCACAUUUACAUCAGAGAAGCUUUGUAUCCUCUUUAUAAGCAAGAGAAAUGUGUUCCUGAUUAUGAAGAGCAAUAGAAUUUCAUGCUGCUCUCACAGCUGUUAUGUAGAUAAGAUUGAAUCACUUUUAAAUCAAGGAAUUGCUUGCACAUACUGUUUGCCCCAGUGCAAGAAACUUAACAGUGACCUCUGAACAAUCACUCUUUGCCUGCAGAAGAGAUGAGAUAUGGCAUCAUUAAGUAGACUGGGUAAUUGCUGCUAUCAGUGUGUAUCAAGGCUGCUGUCUUUCAGGACUCCUUGUAAAUAAAUAGUUGAUUCAGUUGUAUUUGUACUGCAAAUUCAAGUGUUUCUCAUUUGUACUUUUUCCCCUACAAAAGAGACAUUUAAAUUAUUACCCUAAUCAUAUACGUGUCUUUAUACGUGUCUUGGGAUUUUAAUUUACUUUUUUUAAACUGAAAUGGAAUUGCUAGGGUGAUGUCUCAAUUUUUAGCAUUUAUCCCAAAGUUUGAUAGCAAGCACUUGCUUUUGAAGCUAGCAGGCUCCAUGGAAUUGGGCCACUGUCCCUUUUAUAUCCUAAAAUGAGAGUUCAGUGUGGGGGCUUCACACAGGAGAGGUUUUUGUCUCAAUAUAACUCCCAUUUGCCCACAUCCCCUUUCAGCUUGAUUAAAAACCACCAGUAUCUGUUUAGGACUGAAAGGCAGGUUUGUCAUGGGUUUGGAGAUAGACUUUGCAUGGCAUGUUGUUAUACCUAAUCCAGACUCAGGCUCAAACUGGUAGGGAAGGUGUAUUCAAAUCUAUAUGCAGGGAUAUUACAGUUCAUGCAAAUUGUGGAGCUAACACUGCCCCUUUAGGUGAGCAUACCCUCACUAACUGCAGUAUUUAAUUAGUAGUUCAACAUUUCUCAUGGUCUCUUGACCAAAAGAGGCCAGAUAUUAUUUCUGAAGUUGAAAUGUAAGACAUCUGUUUAUAUUAAACCUCUUAUCAGCUUAAUGGAAGAAGAAUUCAGUGUUAGCAGCUGGAAUUUCAGCUGUUCUGGUACUGCUGAGAGAGAAGAGCCCAGUAUAGAUUGAAUGACACUGAACUCAGCUUUCCCUCCUCCUCUGUUUGCCUACUGCCUUUCUCCACACUCCCAUAAGCUCAAAAGUUUGUGGGAAGGCUGGAGCUCUCUGCCUGCCAAGUCAGCUAGCCCACCAGACUCCUCUUACUCACAAUAUAUUCCCAGACAGGUGUGUUUAUAUUUAACUGAUUAAAAACAUCUGUCUUCCCCUGGUUGCAUCUCAUUGAAGGGCCAUGUUAGUCAGCAGGUAGAUGUAGGAUGCAUUUCAGUAUUAGUUGACUAAGCACCAGCACUCCUGACUGGGGGGGAACCUGAUAAUUGCAAAAAAAAAAAAAAAAAGUUUUAAUUACCUGUUUGAUCAGUCUCAGAUAUCGUUUAAAAAGUAAUUGGCUUUGUAUAAAACUGCAGAAGUAUUCAAUAUUGCUAAAUUGUGUAUGAAAAUAUGUAAACUAUACACUUAAUAGUGACUAUCACUUGAUAUGUUAAGUGGCAGAUAUGCCAGGAUGUCUUUAUUUUGUUGUUGAACAAUAAAUAGAUUAUUCAUUGCUUCAAA
This is a messenger RNA of Malaclemys terrapin pileata, 3588 nucleotides long. RefSeq names its product ubiquitin specific peptidase 3 (gene USP3). Gene Ontology annotation, molecular function: cysteine-type deubiquitinase activity; zinc ion binding. NCBI's taxonomy places the organism in Eukaryota, Metazoa, Chordata, Testudines, Emydidae. The transcript has 15 exons. Bases 91 to 1653 code for a protein of 520 amino acids. Gene Ontology annotation, cellular component: cytoplasm. Gene Ontology annotation, biological process: protein deubiquitination. The record is from RefSeq and is a predicted model, not a curated record.